UAUUUUGAUCAUUCUUGGUGUAAUAUUUGGUGCAAUAUUUCUGCUUGCUGGGACAGGAGAUGACUUAGAACAGUUCUUUCAGCCAGAUCAGUUUUUCCUGUAUCUUUUACCCCCAAUUAUACUUGAGGCAGCAUUUAGUUUACAUGAUAGAACUUUUACAGACAAUCUGGGCAGCAUAAUUAUGUUCUCUGUUGUGGGCACAGUGAUUGCAUGCUUUGCUAUAGGUAUGAGCCUUGUUGGGUUGGCUAAAGUAGGUGCUAUGGAGGACCCACAGGCAACUCCUGUACAGAUACUUGUGUUCAGUGCCCUUAUAGUAGCUGUGGAUCCUGUGGCUGUAUUGGCAAUAUUCCAAGAAGUGGGCGUGAACAAUAUGCUGUAUUUUCUGGUGUUUGGAGAGUCACUUUUAAAUGAUGGUGUAACUGUAGUUUUAUAUAAUGUCAUGCAGAUUUACAGUAGAAUGGAUACAAUAGAAGCUGAUCAGAUAGUGCUUGGUAUAGUAAAGUUUCUAGUUGUUGUCUUUGGUGGGAUAUUUAUCGGCGUUGCAACGGGACUUUCAUCAUCGUUCCUCACCAGGUUCACUAACAAUGUGAAGGUUGUUGAACCGAUUAUCAUAUUCGGCUUUGCUUAUCAGUCGUACAUUAUAGCAGAAAUGUUUCAUUUCUCAGGGAUUAUUAGCAUAAUAGGGUGUGGUUUGACACAAAUGCAAUAUGCCUUCAACAAUAUCACCAAUAAAUCCAAAUUGGCUUGCAAGUUUUUUGCCAAAGUCAUAAGCAAUACCUGUGAGAUCAUCAUUUUCCUGUUUCUCGGACUGAAAACAGUACAUCCCCAUCAUGUGUGGAAUACAGGCUUUGUCCUAUGGACAACAUUACUUUGUGUACUGUACAGAUUUAUUAUUACAUUUGUGAUGUCAUUCCUGAUCAAUAGAUGUGAUAGAUACAGAAUACGUAAAAUAAAACUUGAUGAAAUGUUCAUGAUAAGUUACGGUGGGUUACGAGGGGCGGUUUGUUUCUCGCUGGUUGCAUUGCUAGAUGAGGGCGAGUUCCCGAUGAAAAAUAUGUUCAUGACAACGAGCUUGUUCGUUAUCUUUUUCACAGUGUUUAUACAAGGUGGGACGAUUAAAUGGUUGGUAAAGAAGAUGAGAGUGUCAUUACAAGAUUCAUCAAAAGAUAUGAUCCUUUAUCAAGAACUUAAUCAGCAUGUAUCCGAUCAUCUGAUGGCAGGUAUAGAGGAGAUUGUAGGCAUGUCAGGAAAAUAUCUUUUGAGGGAAAAGUUUGACCGUUUAGAUGAUCGUUUUAUCAGACCACGGUUACUCAGGGACCCAACAAAGUGUGAUGGGAUUGAGAUUAGUAAUUAUUAUGAGAAACUUGUGAUGAAGGAACAUUACAAAAAUCUGCGGCUCUGUGGAGUGUCAAAUCUACCAAGGGUUGAAUCAGAUUUACGGCAGAUAGACAGCUCUGUGUGUUUGAAGGGAAUGGAUGACGAAUACGAACAACGAGCACUGGAGAGAGAUGAAGAGAUAGAGAUGAGGAGGCAUCGUUUAGUGUCACAAAAAUCAAUGAAGGAGGCCGAGGGACCAGAGGGCAUUGAUUUGAAGAAAUUGUUUAGAAGUGCCAUGGUGUCUUCAAGACAGAGAACUGGCUUGCAUUAUCACGACAAGAACUUUGUGGCAGACGAGAAACGUAACAUGGUUAGUCAUCUCCGACACAAGUACAAGAAAAAUCAACGACUAAGCAAUUUCACACCGAAAGUACAACGAGCAUUGUCAUGGGACGAGGACAAAACGGACUUGGCGACAAGACGUUCGUCGGACUUGAAACUAAACCUGCGUGCGGGACGAGCAAAGACUGUCGAUUAUUCGCCACUUCAAUCAGUAAGUUCAGACAAGGUGUCAUCACCGCCCGUAUUCGGCUUAGAAGAUACAGUUUUCGAAGUGGAAGAUGAACAACAAGAGGGAAAACCGUUACUUACAAACAAUAACAAAACUGCAUCAGUUAAAAAUCAUGAAAAUGAGCAUAAACAUGUGACAUUUGAAAAACAGGAUGAGAUGGAUAACACUGUAGUGCCACAAAAUAACAAGGCAGUAAACCAUAAUGAAAACAUUGAGGGGGCCGUGAAUAGACCAGGGCCGCCUCGGUCCCAAUCAUCGCAACAUUCGGCUCAUCUUUUAAGACAAGACGCUAUGAAAGAUCCCGAUACAAAUGUUGAAAUUCAAAUGCAAGAUUUAGGAAAAGAUAGUAAGGAGAUGCCAAAUAGGCAGAUGUCAGGUUGUAACUUGUAA
Messenger RNA from Ruditapes philippinarum (Manila clam), 2278 nucleotides. Its product is annotated as sodium/hydrogen exchanger 2-like. Lineage: Eukaryota; Metazoa; Mollusca; Bivalvia; Venerida; Veneridae. The record is from RefSeq and is a predicted model, not a curated record. The annotation marks the transcript as partial. The transcript has 18 exons. Gene Ontology annotation, cellular component: membrane. Gene Ontology annotation, molecular function: sodium:proton antiporter activity. Gene Ontology annotation, biological process: sodium ion transport; proton transmembrane transport; regulation of pH.